AUGAAAUAUCAAUCAGUUAUUGUUAAACUUUUUAGUGGAUUGAAUCCAAUCUGUUUAUAUUUUCCAACGGUAGCAAAAACCACAAUAUUUGAUUUGAAACAAAUAAUAUUUGGACGUUUAUUGAUCGAUCCUGAUGACCAGAAACUCGUAACAAUAUCCGGAAAAUAUUUAAAAGAUUCGACCAGAAUAUUUGAAAACGACGAUGUCGAGUUUACAACUUUGACCCUUAAGCUACCUUUAUAUGGUGGUAAAGGUGGUUUUGGUUCAAUGUUAAGAGCUCAAGGUGGUAAAAUGGCUAGUCAAAAAACAACAAAUUUUGAGGCGUGUCGCGACUUAAACGGUAGAAGAUUAAGAACUGUCAAUGAAGCAAAAAGAUUGGCUGAUCUUCUUGAAAAAGAACCUGAAAGGGAACGCGUUCGUAAUGAUAAAAUACAAAGAAAAAUCGAAAAUGGUUUGAAAGAACGCCAGGCCAAAAAAAUAAGAUUUGAUGAUACUGAGUUCCUUAAACAGAGCGAAGAGAUGAAGGAAAAAGUACAAGUGGCAGUAACAGAAGACAGUUCUGAUGAUGAUGCCGAAAUGACGGAAUCUGAUGCAUAG
Messenger RNA from Entrophospora sp. SA101, 597 nucleotides. Lineage: Eukaryota; Fungi; Glomeromycota; Glomeromycetes; Entrophosporales; Entrophosporaceae. The record is from the annotation of a GenBank genome assembly.